ACCUAGGUAAAGUGCAUUCAGUUUGAAGUUUGUCUCAGGAAAUUGAUACAUCAAACAUUAAGACAGAAAAAUUAAUUCAAAUACUGUAGAAAUAAACGGAAGUUCAAAAUUCGGAUCAAAUCUGGUGAAUGAAUAGACACGGAAAGAAAAGCAACAUUGAGUUAUAUUUGAAUGCUGUUUAUGAAUUGGAAUGUGUAUUUUAAAUGCAGAAAGAAGAGGUUGGGUUUAUUCGGACAGGGAUAUAGAGAUUUAGUUGAUCAGGUACUUACAGAUAUGUCUGACUAUCAUUUAGGUCGAUGCCAUAUUAUUGAUAAUGAUCUAAAUAUGAACUUUAUAUUAGAAGUUUAUUUCCCAAAUAAGGAAAAACAUUGUCUUCAAAGGUAUGUAACAGGAAAUAUGUCAUAAAAACCAACUUCCAGAGCACAUUUAUAAAACUAGGUGGCUUUUAUGAUGGGUCAAAGAAUAACUUUCCAGACGAGUUUGACCUCAUAUUUCUUCUUAUGGGUGUUUGAGAACCCUGGCUUUUCUCAUAAUAUGGACAUGAAUAACUUUAUUCACAAAAUACUUCAUACAAAAGUUAAUGAAAAUAAAAACGCCCUAACAUUACACUUCUUUUAGUGAAAAACAGAGGAUUUAGCAUUUACUGAUACAAAGAAACAUUUUAUGAACAAUAUUUUAUCAAGGAAACAUAUGAAAGUGUACCGGAUCCUAAAGUAUCUCAUAAAUGGAAAUGGUGACGGUGAGGAACUUGAGAAAUACUCGAAAAAAUGUUCUGGGCCUUAUUAUUCCUCGUAUCGUAUAAAAACAUUAAUGAUUUAUCAUCAUGAAGCCUGCACAAAUACUGCCACAGGUGACCUGGGACCUUGUAUUCUACAGGUGUUGGAGGAAUUUAGUAAAUAUGAAAAUUAUGAAGACUUUCCUAAAUUUAUCCAUAAAACUUCACGAUAUGAUUUUCUUUCAAAAACUCCGUUGUUGUUACCAUUCCUAAAAUCCACAGUAACAACUCUGCGAUCACUGUAAACGUCGGAAAACGGCUACGUUAUGAAAAAGAUAAAAUAAAGACUUUAUCAAGACAAUAUUUAGAUUUCCUUGUGGCAGAUAAACAGACUUUGCAACAAACGGCUUCAUUUUGUGACAGAUAUAAAAAAUCAGGUGUAUUUUCUUUUCCUUUUAACAUUCAAACAACUUUUUAUAAUAAUUUAUUGGAACAGGAGGCAUAUUUAAAAGAGACAAUUUCGAUGUAAUCUUUACUGAGUACAAAAAUGUCAGGAUCUUUAGUAAGGGUGUUGCACUUUUUAUCACCUCUGAUAAACAGACUCAUUACUGUUUUGCUUGGUUGCAUUCAAUGCUUCCAAAGCAUCUUCUUAUAUAGUUUAUUAAAUCGUAAACGGUAUUUAUUACAUGUUUUUUCGGUGGGCUAUUGACGUAUUUGAAUGAAUAAAGCGGGAUAUUUUCAAAGAGAAAAUAAAUCUAUAGUUUAAUUUGGAAUUUGAUAUGCUCUGUUUAAACUGAAAUUUCUGCAUUAAUACAUUCAACUUUUUUCUUACAUGAAAAUUUACAGUCCCUUUGCAAAAUGUAGAUAUUUGAGUAAAAUAACGCAUGUCCGCAUUUGUUUCUGUUUCCACCCAUAGAGUAUGCAGAUGCAGAGAAAUUGGAAAAUAACAGAAAAUUCAUACCAAGAAUGAAUUCUGAUGGAGACUUUUCAUCUCCGUUUAUUGAUGAAUGCUGAAAACUGUUUCACAGACGCAGAUGUACCUAUUGCUUCAUUCUCACGUGGUAACAAGUUCACUUGAUGUUUUCUGAGCUUCGCACUAAAACACACCCUUCGAGUAUAAGUUUGUUUGUUCUUGUCGCAGUGUUGCUCCAAUGCCACUUUUGAUAACUGGCCAUAUCUGAUCAUUGUUGUUGUUUAUUUUUUUUCAUACAAUCGGUACCUGUUUCAUAAUACUUUUGAUUUUUCUAGGAAGUUGUCAUACUUGUCAAAAUAUUUUAAAAAAUCAUAACGUUGUCAAAAGCCGUUAAGUCUUAAAAUGAGACCUAGUGUUGAAUAAAAGUGUCCGGUAUGUACUUUGUAUCUUUAAAUACGAGGGUAGUAAUUGUGCAUAAUGAGUGGGCAGUCUCAAAACACUUUUGAAGUUGGUUUUAUGCGAUAAAGAUAUCUGAUCAUUGUUAUUGACAUAUUUGACUCUAGAUAUUGUUUAACACAUAUUCAAAACUGGUCAGCAACUCGUCAGUUCAUGUUAUGCAGUUCUAUCAUUUAAUGGAGCUAGUUGUUUUAAACAAGUAGACUGGCCCUAAGGAAGGCAUUGACGCAGGAAUCCUCGAACUGCAUGAAGAUAAUACAGCGAUUUUGUGUGGCGGAUAUUUGACCUUCUAUAUCCGUUGGUAUAGUAUCAACACGAGGUUCAAUCACAAGAACACCGUCAUUCAAUAAAAACAGAAGGUACAUCCACAGAUUAAUUAACAAAGAUCUGUGUUUACCAAGCAAAGACUCUGGACUAGCAAAAAUUAUAUCAGCUUAGCAUUCAUGUAACUGUUAUAUAUAUUUCACUGUAUAUAUCCAUCCUGUAAAUACACCAAAUCACUGCUUGACUUUUCAAUAAAGCCGCAUGGGGUGACAAAACAAUAAUGGUACAUUGCGAGCUGUCAUUAUGGAAAAAAUCAAAAGCAAAUGGGGCAAUUUCAGAAGUUAAGCUUGUGCCACUGCCAGAAUAAAACAUCAUUUCCUUUGCAACACGCUCUUGGUUUGGUCUUAUUUGUUCAUAUUUUAAAUGUUUUAGACUUUUAAGUAUAGCUUCAACCAUUUCUCUAUUAAAGGUGUAGUUUAUAAUGAUCUAAUUCUUGAAAACAGAUCACAAAUCCUCUGUUAAAUAUGUAUUCUUUUGUAUGAAAGCACAUUUGUGUCGUCUGAUAAGCCAAUACAAGCUGAGGACAGGCCAUAAAUCGGUAAAUAAGCUUCGGCUCAUUUAAUGAUGGCUAGCACAUGGAGCCCUUAGAUAACAUGUCACAGUGAUAGUAGUUGAUUAUCACUAAAAUAAAUAAAUGGGAAUUUGUCUAACAAAUUUGUGAGACACUAUAAGCAUACUUUCACCAGUCCCUAUGUUCGUAGCCAGGGGCAAUAAAAAUAAUUGUAAAUGUAGAAACAACCUGCUGGAGUUACUUCCCUCAUAAUGAAUAAAUAUUAUAUAUGUGUAAAUAAGAACAAACAUAGGGACGGGAACCAGUCUAACCAUUUUAUUGCUUAUGGAUUUUUAAAUACUUGAAUCGAUUGAGAAUUGGUUCUGUUUGUUAUGUUAUUUUUAGAUGAAUGGAAUAUCGUGUUUAUAGAUUGAUUUUAUCCUCAAUAACCGUGGAUGCAUCUUUAUGACCUUUAUGAUCAAAUCAAUUUACUUUAAAUACAGUUUGGUAAGUAUAAAGAGUGGUUUGUUGUAAACAGUUUGUGUUCUUUCAACUUACAUGAUGUAGUUUAUAUCAACAGUGAAAUCUUAGAAUACAUAUUACAUAGAACCAAGCCUUGGACAGUAUAUUUACCACAUUAAUAGACAAAUGUUAGUCAAAAUUUAUAAAUACAUGUACAUACCUUUUCUAUGGAUAAGUCAAUGCCUACCUUAUCAUUAAACUGCUUUAAACAAAAUUAAAUUUAAUUAAACAGGAAAGGAGACAGAUCUCUACCCAAUUACAAAUGGAGCAAAAACACAGUGUUGACCAAUGCGCAUAUCUUGUAAUCAGAUUAAAUUGAUGUCAUAGACUACGCUAGUGAAUGGGCAUGAUAAAUAAACGGAAUAACAUUCUUCACUUAAAAUCACAUACAACGAUACAAAAACGUUAUGAUGGCAACAUUACAUUCUGGUGGAAAGAAAAAUAACCUGGAAUUGUAUUUGACUGAUGUAUAUGAAAAAGAAUGUGAAUUUAAGAUAGAACAGGAAGAGGUUGAGUUUAUUCAGACAGGGAUAGAGACUCUUGUGCAGGAUUUAGUUGAUAAAAUACUAGCAUAUGAUUCGUUUGACAAACUAAUAUCUACCGUAAUUGAUGAAACAGCUGAUGCAUUAGUGGAUAUGCAUUGCAAAAAGUCUUUAGUUGAAGUUUAUUUCCCCAUACAGAGAGACAGUUCUCUUCAAAGCUAUGAAGCAGGAAAUGAAAGUUACCUGAAAUAUGUCAAGAGUACAAUCAUUAAGGUUGGUAGCUUUUAUGAUGGAACAAAGAAUCAGUUUCCGGAUGAGUUCGACUUUAUAUUUCUUCUCAUAGGUGUUAGAACACCCUGGCCAUUUGAACAUUUAAUAGAUGUUCCUGUUUACAAAAUAGCUAGUAGAAAUGAAAAGUCCUUACAAUACAUCUAUUCUAGCGAAAAACAUCAAGCAACAAGGAAAAUAGAAUUUGAAAAGUAUCUGGAGGAACGUGGCCCAGCAUAUAAGUUGCGGUUUAUUUAUAGCAAUGGAUCUGGAGAUCAAAGAUAUAUACAUGUGGAUCUUGUACCUGCUUACAAGAUCAUUGACUGUAAUACUCAGCAGUGGUUUGUGAAGAAUGUUAAAGAAAAUGUUGAGCCAAAAUCAUUCCGUGAAGAGAUUUUGUCAGCAGGAAACUGUCUAUUUAUAAAUGGGACUUUAGCAUUUACCGAGAUAGAAAAACAUUUUAUGAAAAAUGUAAUAUCAAAGAAACAUGUGAAAGUGUACCGGAUCCUAAAGUAUCUCUUAAAUGGACACAGUGAUGGUGAAAAACUUGAAGAAGACUAUAGGCACGAACUUACAGAAUAUCAAAUUUACGGUAGAAUCGACUCGCCUAGUACUUCUUAUACCUCAUAUCGUAUAAAGAUAUUAAUGAUUUAUCAUCAUGAAACAUGUACAAACACUGACACAGAAGGUCUGGGGCCUUGUGUGCUACAGGUGCUGGGACAAAUGAGUAAAUAUGAAACAGUGAGAGAAUAUCCUAAGUUCACCAUCACAAUGCCAAAUCCAACUAAAGAGUUUAGUCAUGUGUUGCAAAUCCUGAACUCCACAAUAACUGCUUUGCAAUCAAUGCAAACAUCAGAAAAUAGCUACGAUUAUGAGAGAGACAAAAUACCUUCAGUAUCCGGACAAUAUUUGAAUUUACGUAUGUUGGGAAAACACUUAAUGCAAAUGAGGUCUGCGGUGAAUGACUGCGAUGAACAAGCCGCGAAUAGUCUGCGGUGAAUGAGCAGCGAACAUUUUACGGUGAAUGAUCUGCGAACUGUCUGCGGUGAAUGAGCUGUGAACAAUCUGCGGUGAAUGAUCUGCGAACUGUCUGCAGUAAAUUAGCUGCGAACUGUCUGCGGUGAAUGAGCUGCGUGCUACAUGUCUGCAGAAAGUUUUCGUCUUGUAGUUUGAGAAGUUAUUUAUUUAUUUAUUUGGGUUUUACGGCGCACCAACACGGUAUAAGUUAUAUGGGUCCAAACAGGACUAAAAAUUUAGGUUCCACAUCUCAUUUACUUCGAAAUAAAAACAUGAGGUAUGGAAUCAAAAUUUGCAUACCUGCUGGAAUCACAGGGUUACUGCAAAACCAAGUGUUAAGACCCUAUUAGUCGCCUCUUACGAUCAUGCAAGGGUAAGGCAGUGGUUCCAUUUCUUUUCAUACACAGAUCGUCCCAGAACCACAUGGUGUUAGUUUGAGAUGUUAUUUUAAGAAACUAUAGAGUUUUUCGAUGAAAAGGUGGACAGACAAUGAACAAUCACAAUAGCUCAUUCUGGCACUUAGUGGCAGAUGAUUUAAUAAGCUAGUGAAUUAGCUGGACACCUAUACAUUUACAUGUACAAGAAUUCAAAGUCAUGAAAAUUGAUGACAAAAGUAAGUCUGCAUCUGUUUAGAAUUACAUGAAUCAAAUAAUUUGAAAAAUAUCACAUUUUACUUGACAUGCCUUAUGUAUAUCAUAGACAAUUAAAAGGGACUUACUGUAGCGUAUACCAUGCUAUUAACAUAAAUCUGCUGAGCUCUGCAUGGUCAAGAAUUUCAAACUAUACCAACCAUUUUGCCGCCAAAACUGGUGCAGCUAUGUUAUUCACAAAUCAUGAAAUUCAGUUUCUACGGUGAAUAGAAAGUGAAUUAAUGAUACAAUAUUAAAAAUACCAAGUCCUGCGGUGAAUAAGAAGCGAACACUGGAGUCUGCGGUGAAUAGAAUGUUAAAAAAGAAGUUUGAUCGCCAAUCAUUAACCGGAUGCAGUGAAUGAACAGCGAACUGCUGCUGUGAAUAGCUCCAUUAACUUUCUAUUAACUUUCUAUUAACUUUUCAUUCACAGGAGAAGGCCUGUUCUGUAAGGGUUCUCGUAUUUAUGAAAUUAAAUGAUUGACAGCAGUAUUUAAAUGUAGUUAUAUUGUUUGAAAGCAAUUAUUUUAUUUAUUCAUAACUGCUAUACUUCCAGAGGCUGCAUGUAUUUUAAAUAAGGUUUAAUUCUGCAGUCUAUCAAAACAAAUUGCUAACAUGCUUAUUGUGCUUUGAUUGUUCUGUAAUGCUAGAAUAAAGCUUAAAAGAAAAGCAAUAUGGAAUUAAACUACAUUUCAACAGGAGUGUGUACUUACAGAGAAAGAAAAUGUAGAGUUUAUCGGCAUAGUGAUUAGAACUCUUCUAAAGGCGGGAUAUAAAUUAUAAUUAGAGCUGUCCAUAAGAUAGCAUGCUCGACGUGUCUAAGUGCUUUACUCUGAAUUAGGGCUUUGCCAGUAAAAGGGGCAUAAACAUAUGUCUGAAUUCUAAUCAGUUAUGGUUCUUUCAUAUGGUGUAACCAUUGUAAGUUUCAAGGCAAUAUCUUUGAUACUAACAGUGAUAUCGGACGUUAUAUAAACUUUAACCAAAAUAUUCCAUGUUAAAAAGGGGCAAAACAUUGUCAGAAUUCAAAUCAGAGUUAUGGGGAUUGUUUCUCCUUGUGUAGCCUUUGAUAGUAGAUACCUGUUUUAAUAUUCAAAUCAAAAGCUUUGAUAGUGAUAGAGAUAAUUAACUUGAUCAAAAACUUUAAUCAAAACGUUCUAAGAUAAAUAAAGAGGCAUAAAUCUGUCAAAAUUUAAAUCAGAAAUAAUGGGAUUGUUUCUCCUGGCGUAGGCUGUGAAAGUAAAUUACUAGUUCAAGUUUCAAGUCAAAAGCUUUGAUAGUAACAGAAUUUUGACUUUAUCGAAAAAUUUACCCAAAAAAGUUAAAGAGGGGACAAAACGCUAUCAAAAUUCAAACCAACACGUGAAUAGCUCUCAGAGUAACAAAGAUAUUUGACUUUAACAAGAACGUUAACCAAUGGCGAUGCCGACGCCGACGCCGACGCUAGGGCGAGUGCAAUAGCUCUGUAUUUUCUUUUCUAAAAGUCGAGCCAAAAAUCUAAAUUUUAUCAAUAAAAAAUGUAUUAAGCUUUGUCAAGGUAGAUAUUCAAAAAGAAUCAAAAGUGUAUUUCAGAUAGUUUUAGGAUUAUACUCUAUUCAAAAAGUGUUAUGAGAAAAUUCAAUAAAGGUAGAUUAUUUUUAAGCAAGGAAGAGUUGCUGUUUUUGUUCAGUGCGCUUUUCCGUAUUGUUCUCUACUUCUACUGCCUUCAGAGCAUCUAAAGUUGAGUACCGGCUAUAAAAUUUAAUAAAGGGAGAUAAUUAAAAAUAUGAAACGCCAAGUUACAAUUCUUGAACACUUCUUUUCCUCUUAAUGUUCUGUCACAGUAUUAUGAAUUGACGAAAUCCGUUAAAUAACUUCAAAGUUAUGGUCCAAAUAUGGACAAACAAAAUGGCAGACAAUCUGAUAGAGUGAUUUCUACAAGUCUCCAACAGAAAGGCAGAACCUUAAAAACUGUAGAAUGUUCUAGUCUAGUGGUAGUACACAUAUUCAAAAUGUAUUUGAGCCACGCCAUGAGAAAACCAACAUAGUG
Mercenaria mercenaria is the source of this 7841-nucleotide messenger RNA. RefSeq lists its product as uncharacterized. Lineage: Eukaryota; Metazoa; Mollusca; Bivalvia; Venerida; Veneridae. The transcript has 3 exons. Bases 3828 to 5168 code for a protein of 446 amino acids. The record is from RefSeq and is a predicted model, not a curated record.